This is a messenger RNA of Phacochoerus africanus (Common warthog), 2229 nucleotides long. Its product is annotated as sphingomyelin phosphodiesterase 5-like. NCBI's taxonomy places the organism in Eukaryota, Metazoa, Chordata, Mammalia, Artiodactyla, Suidae. Gene Ontology annotation, biological process: sphingomyelin metabolic process. The record is from RefSeq and is a predicted model, not a curated record. Gene Ontology annotation, cellular component: extracellular region; cytoplasm. The coding region runs from base 702 to 2132 and encodes 476 amino acids. Gene Ontology annotation, molecular function: sphingomyelin phosphodiesterase activity. The transcript has 8 exons.
UCGGCCCUUCAUGGGGGGGGGGGGGCGUGUCUUUGACCUCAGGUACUGGAGGUCGCCAACCGAAACCGGCGGGGUUGGGUAGAUCCCGCAAUCUAGGCUGUCGGAGCGCGUGAGUGGGCGAUUUCACGCUGACUUUCAGGAGCGGGGAGGAGGCGGACGCUGCGCGAACCGCACUCCUGACCCUACCACUGCGCCAGCCCGCUCGAAAGAAAAAGUGCUGGCCUCCACUUGGUGCGGACUGCGCCCUAGCAGCCGCUCUCGGCAGGCGGGUCUGGGGGUUCAGCGGCCUCCAGGGGAGGGCGGGACUGCGAGGCCGGGGUCCCUUUCGCUUUCCGUUUUCUCUCCAACCGCCGCCUAGAUUCCGCGCGAGGGCAGGCGGGUCUGGGGGUUCAGCGGCCUCCAGGGGAGGGCGGGACUGCGAGGCCGGGGUCCCUUUCGCUUUCCCUUUUCUCUCCAAACGCCGCCUAGAUUCCGCGCGAGGAAGGAGAAGGCCACUUCCCCAAAGCGCUCGUCUCCACCCGCUGGCGCACUCGCAAGUUCGCGAGGCACCGAGCCUUGCAGGCUCCCGUGCGCAGGUUGUGCCACGUGGCCUUGACCCCCGUGACUCCCUGCAGCUCCCACGGACGCGUGAACGAGUUCACCAGCACGCUGGAAGCGAACGAGUUGUCGGAGAGCCCCGCUGCUGUGGAGCCCCGCGCGCCAUGCAAUCCCUGCCUGACUGGCCCCCGACGCCCUGCGCCCUACGGCCCUCGCCCUUCCCGCACCCUGUGCUGCACUCUCUCCACGGCUUGGCCCGCGUACUACUCUUCCCAGCCUAUUGGGCCCUAGAUCAGCUGCUGGGUUGCUGGGCGCCCAAGGCUCGCCCGAGCAACUGGAGGUGGCUGAGCACAGCAGUGGGCGCCGGAGCGGCGCUGCUGCUGCUGCUGCUGCUUCUCAUCGGUCUGCCGCUGGCACUGCCGGGCCUGCUGCUCUGGCUGCUGCUGCAAGCCUGGCGCCGCCCCUUCUGCUACUGGCCCCCUUCGCAGUGCUGGACGCCCCCCGCGCCCUGGUACCCCCCAGCUGAGCCCGCGCGCUGCUUCGGCUUCCUCAGCGCCAACCUGUGCCUGCUCCCCGACGGGUUGGCGCGCUUCAGCAACUUGCAGCACAGCCAGCGGCGGGCCGAGGCGGUGGGCGCCGUGCUGCUCGCAGGCCUGCGGCGCUCGCGCUCUGGGACUACCGACUGCGGUCCGCCAGAGCAGGGGAUGCCAUGCGGGGUGCUGAUAGGCGCCAUGCCAGCGAGCCUGGACUUCGUGUGCCUGCAGGAGAUGUUUGAUCUCCGCGCAGAGCGCCGCCUGGUAAGCCUCCUGGCACCCAAACUGGGCCCGGUGUUGUACGACGUGGGCACAUUCGGCCUGCAGCCUGGACUGCACCUCAAGCUGCUGGGCAGCGGGCUGCUGCUGGCCUCGCGCUACCCGCUGCUGCGCGCCACCUUCCGGUGCUUCCCCUACGCGAGUCACGAGGAUGCGCUGGCCUCCAAGGGACUACUUUCCGCACAGGCUCAGGUGGGCAUCCUGGACGGGCGCCGCAUCGUGGGCUUCCUGCACUGCACGCACUUGCAGGCGCCGAGUGAGGACGGGCUCUUGCGCUGCAAACAGCUCACGCUGCUGCUGGACUGGGCCGAGCAGUUCGAGGCUGAGAGCCGCCAGAGUGACGAGGCCGUGGCCUUCAGCGUGCUCCUGGGGGACCUAAACUUCGACAACUGCUCGCUAGACCACGCGCAGGAGCAGGAGCACCAGCUAUUCCACUGCUUCCAGGACCCCUGCCGACUGGGCACGCGCCAGGAGCAGCCCUGGGCCCUGGGAACCUUGCUGAGAACCUCCAAGCUCCGCCACUCGGUGGCCUGCUCCCCAGAGAUGCUGCGGAGGGCCCUGGAGCAGGAGGAAGGGCGCCGCCGCUACCUGGCAGGUCCUCUCAGGGGAAGCUGCAGAGCGAAGCCCUGGCGGGGCCGGCGCCUGGACUACAUCACAUACCGAGGAGUGCCCGGAGGCCUUCUGAGCCCAGAGGUGGAACAGGUGACAUUCAGCACCGCCCUGGCAGGGCUCACAGACCACCUGGCCGUGGGACUUCGGCUCCGUGUUUCCAUGCCCUCCUAAGGCAGGCAUGCAGGAGGCAGGUGCCAGGACAGCCUCCUGUGCCCUGCGGUACUCAUAGACGCUGCCGCGCUCCGGGAAGGCCAAGGGCUGCGAGGGU